AUGGCUAGCUUGAAGGGCCUCAAAUUCCUGUCACUAGAGAGAAACUUCUUUGUGUCGGGGUUCAUCGUUGGAAGAGUGUGCGCGCAAGCUGCCAUUAACCUUGACUGGAACUGCUUCGCUGCCAACGACAUUCCGUGCCUCAUGGACUCGGCUCAGAGUGUCUACUGCUCCGACUUUUGCGGACUGGCAGGCCCUACCAAUCCUCCGUGUGGUGGCCUUGGGUACUGCGGCGGCUCGUCAAACUUUUGGGAAUUCGGCUCCAAAGAAUGCUGGUGCUUGGAGGGGUACAAGAGAGGGGCGACGUGCGCUCCUCUUCUCGAGGCCUCUCAAGCGCAAGUGCUGAAGCAGUUGCAGGUGCUGUGGGGCACGGGGGACAACGAGCAGUGGCAAACGGAGACCAUCUCCUCCCUCAUGCGCUUUGUCGCUGUUGACACUCAGAGCUUCAUUGUUCGCCUCGACUUAUCCAACCAAUGGCUCCCUGGAACCAUCCCAUCGGUGCUCUCGUCGCUCACUCGCCUCACACAUCUGAAUCUGUCAAGAAACUCAUUUGCAGGCACCAUCCCUGCUUCCUUUGCCAGCCUUGUCAACCUUCAGAAUCU
Molecule: messenger RNA, 599 nt
Organism: Closterium sp. Yama58-4
Lineage: Eukaryota; Viridiplantae; Streptophyta; Zygnematophyceae; Desmidiales; Closteriaceae
Source: the annotation of a GenBank genome assembly